UCACGGGUUAUGCAACCACAACAAUACACACAAUUCUCUCUCUCUCUCCCAACUCCAUCUCUAUAUCAAUAAAAAUCAUAACUUUUUGAGGAAAAUCAGGCUUCCAUUUUCCCACUUUGUUCUACUCCAUUUCCAAUGGCUCAUCCCCCAAAUCCAUCAACUCAAUCACUAAUUUUCUUGAUUGCUUCUCUUCUCAUCUCUUCUCUCUACACUGUCCAAGUUCAUGCUCUCAACAUCGGCCUUCAAGCAAAUCCCGGUCUCAGCUUGUUCAAGGAGUGCAGCAAAACAUGUGAAUCAAUGUUUUGUGACGCUGCUCCAUUUUUACGAUAUGGGAAAUAUUGUGGGCUUUUAUACACUGGAUGUCCAGGGGAGAAGCCAUGUGAUCGAUUGGACACUUGUUGUAUGAAUCAUGAUCAAUGCAUUUCAAAGAUGGGAAACGAUUACUUGAGCCAACAAUGCAACAAAGAAUUCCUGAAAUGUGUGGAUUCAUUCAAGAAAUCGAGAGCACCUUCAUUCAAAGGCAACACUUGUGAUGUUGAUGAUGUUAUCAAAUCCAUUAACAAUGCCAUGAAAGCUGCUAUCGUUGCAGGAAGAGUUUUUGGUAAACCUUAAAUAACAACAACAAUAACAACGUUAUUCUUGUGUAACAAAUUUCGAUCCCAUUUCUCAAUUUUAGUUUAUGAACAAUUCCUAUGUAUGUUUGUUUGUGUAAGGAUAAGAUUUGGCUUCUUGUUUGAUCA
Salvia hispanica is the source of this 740-nucleotide messenger RNA. RefSeq names its product phospholipase A2-alpha-like. The record is from RefSeq and is a predicted model, not a curated record. Lineage: Eukaryota; Viridiplantae; Streptophyta; Magnoliopsida; Lamiales; Lamiaceae. Gene Ontology annotation, molecular function: A2-type glycerophospholipase activity; calcium ion binding; lipid binding. Gene Ontology annotation, biological process: lipid catabolic process; phospholipid metabolic process; arachidonate secretion.